Molecule: messenger RNA, 846 nt
Organism: Soboliphyme baturini
Lineage: Eukaryota; Metazoa; Nematoda; Enoplea; Dioctophymatida; Soboliphymatidae
Source: the annotation of a GenBank genome assembly
AUGUCCCCAAAGGUUGAAUAUUGCUGCGCUAAAUUAGGCUCUCAUUCAGCCACCGUCUACAUUCGCGGCCUGGCGAAGUCUGUUAUUCCCGAUUCUUGGCGUAUAUCAUGCUUGACCCCGGUUUCAAAGGAAACCAACCGUCUAUCUGAUCCGGCUGCUUUUCGGCCAGUGGCAGUAACGUCAGCACUAUUGAAAACCCUCAAACAUUACGUCCUGUAUAACAUUGACAAAGCUAUUGUGUCACACACUGACCCAUGUCUGUUCACGUACAAGACCGAAACGGGCACAUGUGACGCGUUGGCUUACUCCACCAAUGAUGUUGGGGAAUAUCUCAACAAGCAGGGUCAUUUCGCACGAAGCACUUUGUUUGACUCUUCCAGUGCCUUCAGUACGGGUGCCAAGCAUCUAACGUCCUUAGGCGGAGCACCUAUCGGUGUGUUCUUCAUGUAUCAUCUGACCACGUUUGGCCUUCAGUCGUUGGAUUUUGCGAAACGAACACUCAAACGCGCGCUUCCACAUCAGGUGCCGGACUCCGCUUCUUGUCCGUCGUUACCACCGUCUCCCUCAUCGUCUUCGGAUAAGGGCGAUGAGUUUCGUUGUGUUACGACGAGCAGUGAAGGGAUCGUGGCUAACUGCGUCGCCACAGAAAACCAAUGUGACAAUGGCCCCGGCGACAGUUUGAGUUACAACGACGAAAUCGACCAUGCAGGUUUGAUUCGCACCUGCCUGAAGUUAGCCCGUCGACGCGGCGGUGGUAGCGACAGUAGUAAGCAAAGCAAGUCUUUCUGGUCGUUUUGCGGCGGUAAAGAAGGUAGAGAGCUGGUCACAUUGAAUAGAUUAAGCUGA